Messenger RNA from Cercocebus atys (sooty mangabey), 2399 nucleotides. It is a transcript of the gene WBP2NL, whose product is annotated as WBP2 N-terminal like. Gene Ontology annotation, biological process: positive regulation of DNA-templated transcription. The coding region runs from base 747 to 1664 and encodes 305 amino acids. Gene Ontology annotation, molecular function: chromatin DNA binding; transcription coactivator activity. Lineage: Eukaryota; Metazoa; Chordata; Mammalia; Primates; Cercopithecidae. The record is from RefSeq and is a predicted model, not a curated record. Gene Ontology annotation, cellular component: nucleus. The transcript is spliced from 8 exons.
CUCCCGCCUGGGCCUCCCAAAGUGCUGGGAUUACAGGCGUAAGCCACUGCGCCCGGCCUGUAUUUGUGAAGCUUAAAGGAAAUAAGAACAUGUACAACAUUUUGGUCCUCAAAGCAAUUCCGGUAUAACGUGUCCCACCCCAUUCCCACCAUCACCCUGGAGGAAGCAGGGCAGGCAUGAAAGAUAACCCAGAGACAAAGGCGCUUUCGAUCCUGGAACUGGCAGGCACUCGAUCCUGAAACUGGCAGGGACUCGCUCAAGGGCUUCUGGGCCUCCGCUGGUGGAAGAAAGUUCUGCGGGCCUAGGGAGGCGAGGAGUUGUUCUGGAUCCUUUCUCUGAAAGGCAGCGGUUUCCUGGCCGGGCGAGGAGGGCACAGGGAAAUCCUGGCUGGGGUUCUCGUGACGGCUGCCUUUAAUUUUCAUUCCUAACAAGACCAACCCAAGUCCAUACCUAAAGGCAGGGGGCUAAUGGGGCAGGUGAGGUCGGGUGGCCACUCACCUAUCACUCACCCCUUCUUGCUCUGGGGGGCGGAGCCAAUUCUCAGGACUCGCCCCUUUAUCCCCUUUCUCGGCGGGGGCCUCCACCCUGACCCCGCCCCCCGCCCUGCCUCGCCACGUGACCCGCUCUCGCUCCUCCUCCUCCUUACGUCAUAAUCUGCGCCCUCCCCCUCAGAGCCACGCCACACGACUUGGCGCAGGUCCUGUCCCUUUCCAUCUGCGGGGCGGCAGGAGGAGGCCCGAAGCAAGAUGGCGGUGAAUCAGAGCCACACCGAGAACCGCCGCGGGGUCGUCAUCCCUAACGGUGAAAGUCUCUUGAAGCAGUCUCCGAAUGUGGAGCUCUCCUUCCCACGGCAAUCAGAAGGCUCCAAUGUCUUUAGUGGUACAAAGACAGGAACAUUGUUUCUCACUUCAUACCGGGUGAUUUUCAUAACUUCGCGCUCCAUCAAUGAUCCCAUGCUGUCUUUUAUGAUGCCAUUUGAUCUGAUAACGAACCUCACCGUUGAACAACCAGUAUUUGCUGCAAACUUCAUUAAGGGAACUAUUCAGGCAGCUCCAUAUGGUGGCUGGGAAGGACAAGCUACUUUUAAAUUAGUCUUCAGAAAUGGAGGUGCCAUUGAAUUUGCCCAGUUGAUGGUGAAAGCUGCCUCUUCUGCUGCCCGAGGAUUUCCACUUAGAACCUUAAAUGACUGGUUCAGCUCUAUGAGAAUUUAUGUAAUUACUGGGGAAGGGAAUAUAUGCACUCCACAGAUGCCUUGUUCAGUUAUUGCCUAUGGAGCCCCACCUGCAGGAUAUGGAGCCCCACCUCCCGGAUAUGGAGCCCCACCUGCAGGAUAUGGAGCCCAACCUGCAGGAAAUGAAGGCCUGCCUGUGGGAUACAGAGCCUCACCUGCAGGAUAUGGAGCUCCACCUCCCGGAUACGGGGCCCCACCUGCAGGAUAUGGAGCCCAACCUGCAGGAAAUGAAGGCCUGCCUGUGGGAUACAGAGCCUCACCUGCAGGAUAUGGAGCUCCACCUCUUGGCUAUGAAGCCCCACCUGCAGGAAAUGAAGGCCCGCCUGCAGGAUACAGAGCCUCACCUGCUGGAUCUGGAGCCAGGCCUCACGAAUCUGCAGCAGCCCAGGCUCCUGAAAACGAGGCUUCUCUUCCCUCUGCCUCCUCUUCUUAGGUCCAUUCUUAACCUUCUAAGAUGUAAACCUUGAAGACUCAUCAAGCAAAGAGGUACCCUAAAAUUGAAGUCAGGAUAAGGAGGAGGACUCAGUAUGUGGGCAACAGUGACAAGGAGAGGAAGAGAGGAGAAACUCAACCAACUCGAGCAGGGAUAAGGUUUCCCUUGUUCAGCUUUUCAGUGUCUGCUGGAAUGUGACGAUUCUGCCCUCUCAGCUGUGCUGUUGGUCUGCAUCACCUCCAUCUCUUAAGCAUCUACCCUAAUCCAAAUCUCAGGAUUUGGGUUUACACAAAAGGUAAUAGAAAGCCUUUGCCUUCAUGUUAACUUGGCUUUCCUUGCCCAGCACUUGGUUGCUUGCUUGAAAAUCAUGUAUGUAUAUGUAUAAAAUGUAGAAGCCCAAUUCAAAUUAAUAAUGUAAAAAAUUUUUCUGUUAUACAGAUUACCUCACUGUCAGGUAGGAAAUGAAACAUACGGUAUUCUUCCUGGCCUUUGCCUUGAGAGUCUUCUGGAGCCUGAAGAGGGUGGGGCAGACAACCAUGGACUGCUAGAGAAUAAACUUUUGAAGCUUCCAAAAUGGAUUAGAAAGAAGGGGUUCUGUCAAAGGGAAAGGGUCUAUACAGAUGUGAUCAGCAGUUUGAUUAGUUUAGAUGUGUGAUUUAGUAGCCAACAUAAGAAACUUGUGUAAUUUUUAGUAAUUGGAAUUUAUUAUAAAUAAUAAAACAGGGUAUUAAUUGA